AUGUUGCUCCUUGUCCCUCGUCCAAACAUCACACAUAUCGACCUCUCCACCAUCACCAACUAUUCCGAUAGUAUCAGCCUCGUAUCCACCCUUCUACUCUCUUUAUUGGCAACUUCAUUUUCUUUUGAGUCUCAUUCAUUCCUUUUAUCCCUCCCUACUAAUCAAGGAUUCAAAUCCCUCCCCCUUCACACUAACCCUUCCUCUUAUUCGUCCCCUUUAGGUGUUGCCAAAUGGAAGCAGUUUUGGACUCUCCAGAUUCCUUUGAAUGCUCGCAAUACUUGGUUCCGGAUCCUUCAUGAAAAAGUUACUACUCGUCAAUUAUUACAUCAACGGCUUCGCGAUUCAUUUACCCCGUACUGUCCUCACUGUCAGUCUUCGUCAUCCACAAUCCCCACCAUCAUCGAAGAUACUGAGCACUUCCUCUUUUCCUGUCCUCGAAAAUUGGACGUCUGGCGACAAACUCUCUCUCUUUACAUCUCACCUCGAUUCUCUUACUUUGCGUACGAGGAAUACAUUGCCAUCCUCCACCUUCGCCUCGAUAUUGACCGCUCAUCUCAUGAACUUUUUCCUGCAUUAUCCGUGUUCCAGGUCUUUGCUUGCAUCCAACAGGCUAUCUGGUCUGCUCAUUACCGCCAAGUUUUCCAGCACGUCCCUUUCAUCCCGUCUACUGUCAUCCACUCCAUUCAUCGUACUCUCCUCAAUUUAGACUCCCAACUUUCCUUCGAUACAAUUAUCUGA
Molecule: messenger RNA, 738 nt
Organism: Mucor velutinosus
Lineage: Eukaryota; Fungi; Mucoromycota; Mucoromycetes; Mucorales; Mucoraceae
Exons: 1
Coding region: 1-738 (245 amino acids)
Source: RefSeq, a predicted model, not a curated record